Uloborus diversus is the source of this 693-nucleotide messenger RNA. RefSeq lists its product as uncharacterized. The record is from RefSeq and is a predicted model, not a curated record. Lineage: Eukaryota; Metazoa; Arthropoda; Arachnida; Araneae; Uloboridae. Bases 1 to 693 code for a protein of 230 amino acids. The transcript has 6 exons.
AUGAGUAUAAAACUUGGAGAUGCAUGUAACAAUUCUGACCAAUGUAAUAAAUCAACGCCAAAUAGCACAUGCUCCGAUGGAUACUGUGCUUGUAAUGAAGGAUUCUUCACUAUUAAAAAGCUGAACAUCUCAUUUUGCGAAUCAGAUUCAAUGGAUGCAACUGACGAAGAUUAUACAAGGAGCUCUACUCCUCCGAAGGUACAUCAUCAGAAAGUUGACCUGAAUAUGGUUAUUAUAAUGAUAGUAUUAUCAGUCAUGUUUAUAGGAAUCUGUGUAGCGCUACAUCUUUUUAGCAAAGCUCGUUUCCGUAACCAUCGCACUAUCUUCAACUCUCCCCAUCCACGUCUAAUGCAUAUAAAGCUUGGAAAGAAGAAGGGAAGACGAAGAGCCAGCCACACAAGUUUGGAAGUUCCUGGAUCAAGACAGCUCAGUAUUUGUUCUCAACUGUCACCAAUUCAAUCCCGAAGGGGAAGUCAAGCUACAAGCCCAGAUUUUAGCCAUAAAACCCGAAAGUCCAAUGGAGAUAAAAAGGAUACAUCUCAUGCUCAUAAGCAACCCAAAGUGGACUCUGAUAAAGGAGCUUCAAGAACAAGCGAUUCUCCAGCUAACAUAACCAAUGGACCUGGUUCACCUACAGUAAUCGUUGCCAACAGUAAAUCUGCUCCUCACACCUCAGCCUCAGCAAGAGUUUGA